CCUUUGUUGAUGUUUACUUUUUUACUUUUCCAAUAAACAUAUUUUUUGAAUGACGUCUUAAUUAUUUAUUAGCAAAAUAUGCCAAUAAAUGAAGCUGAAAAAAAGCUAUUGGAAUACAGGUUGAAGAAAGAAAGAGAAGAACGUAGAGAACUGCUUAAAGUAAAACUGAAAAGUAUGCUUACAAGCCCCUGGAGGAAAAAACAUGAGAAAACUGAGGACAAUGAAUUAGAUACAUCUUUACUACCUUCUCCAGCUAGCUCAAUUCCAGAAUCAGAAGAAGUAGAAGACAAUCUGUCAGACUGUGAGGCGUCUCCUCAGCCCCUAACGGUCUUUGACUACAUACAAUAUGUGUUAUGGUUUAUCUUAUGGGUGACGGUUUAUGCCAUCUUUAUCAAGCUAGAAUUUGGAGUUAUAUAUUUAAUUGUUUCGGGUUUGGUGGGCAUGUAUCUUAACACAAGAACUGGGCCCAAGAAAAAAAAUGAAAUUAGUGCCUAUUCUGUUUUUAAUAAGAAUUGUGAAAAGAUUGGGGGAACUUUAGAUGGAGAAAAGAUGACUCAGCAAAUGUUAUAUGGUGGAUUUGUUAGAUGAGAUCUUAAGUAUUUAAUUAUAAAUUGUGAUAUUUUUAUGAGAGUGACUAUUUUGCUAACUGAUUAGUGAAUGGUAUAUUUUUUGUUCCACUUAGCAGUUUUAUUUUAACAUUUGAAAUUAAAUGAUAGAAUUCACACAUAUUUCAAUUUUGGUAGGUAAAGUAAGGGAUCAUACUCAAAAAAUAAUGUUCAUUAACCAGUAACAUAAUAUAAUUGGCAGGAUAGACACUAUAUCGAAGGUUAUGUGGUGAUGCCACAUAAAUACAUUAUGUCAUAUUUUACAGGAGGAGCAAAACACUGUUUUUAAAAUUGGUAUUGAAAGAUAUUUUAGAAGUUUAGGUGUUUCAGUUUUUAUUAGAUCAUUAAAUAGAUGUUUCCUCAAUUUUGAGCUAAAUUUAAUGAUUGGUCAGGAUGGAAUCCCCAAUAUUCUUUUAAAAAACUGUCGAUAUGCACUAUCACAGCCACUAUGUAAACUUUUUAACUUAUCUCUUAUUUCUGGAACAUUUCCAGACAUAUGGAAAGAAGGUUAUAUUUCUCCUAUUUUUAAAUCAGGGUCAAGGGAUGAUGUCAGAAAUUAUCGUAGUGUGUCCAUAGUGUCAUCCAUCCCCAAAAUUUUUGACAGCCUUAUGUUUGCCCAUUUAAAUUGGCAAUGUAGAGAAAUUAUUGUUGAGGAACAGCAUGGUUUUAGAGGUGGUCAGUCCACUCUUACAAAUUUACUCAUAUACCACAACAAGUUGUCAGAUGCCUUGGAGAGGGGGUAUCAAAUUGAUGCUGUAUAUACAGACUUCUCCAAGGCGUUUGACAAGGUAAAUCAUUUGUUAUUAAUUGAAAAAUUGAGAAAUAUAGGUUUUUCUGAUAGAUUGCUAAAAUGGUUGCUUAGCUUUCUUAGUGAUAGAAAGCAAGUGAUUAAACUUGGUAAUUUUAUAUCUAAGGUGAUUGAAGUUUGUUCUGGAGUGCCACAAGGCGGACACUGCUCUCCUUUACUAUUUAGUUUGUUUGUUAAUGACCUUGGGGAUGUCUUGGAGUGUUGUGAAUUUUUAAUGUUUGCUGAUGACCUCAAACUUUUCUUGGUUAUUAUGAAUGAACUUGAUAUCAGCCUCUUACAGAAAGAUCUUGAUAGCCUUUCUCUGUGGUGCCAAAAUAAUUUGUUGGAUUUGAAUAUUAAUAAAUGCUUCCAAAUUUCAUUUCAUAGGAAAAAAAGUAGGAUACCAUCAUUUUACACAAUUAACGGCCAGAAACUUCAAUUAAAGGAUGUUGCUAAGGAUUUAGGAAUACUGUUUGACACGAAAUUAAACUUCUGCAAUCAUAUAGACCAAAUAGUAGUAAAAGCUAAUAGAAUGUUGGUUUUACGCUUAGAAAUUGUGAGGGGUUAUCAUUGCAAGCUGUCAAAUCUGUAUAUGUGGGAUUGGUACGAUCACAGCUUGAGUAUGGCUCAAUUAUCUGGACUCCCCAGUAUAAUGUCUAUAAGUCAUUACUGGAGAGUGUGCAAAACAAAUUUUUAAAAUAUUAUAACUACAUGUUUAAUUUAGAUCUUAUUGCUAAUCAUGAUUAUUCCCAAAUAUUGAAUUAUGUUAAAGUUUUGUCUUUGGAUAAAAGAAGAACAAUGUUUGGUACGAUCACAGCUUGAGUAUGGCUCAAUUAUCUGGACUCCCCAGUAUAAUGUCUAUAAGUCAUUACUGGAGAGUGUGCAAAACAAAUUUUUAAGAUAUUAUAACUACAUGUUUAAUUUAGAUCUUAUUGCUAAUCAUGAUUAUUCCCAAAUAUUGAAUUAUGUUAAAGUUUUGUCUUUGGAUAAAAGAAGAACAAUGUUUGACAUCUGUUUUAUCUAUAAGUUGUUGAAUGGUAUUACAUCCUGUCCGGAUUUACUUUCCCAAGUUAAAUUUUUUAUUCCUCAGAGAACACUUAGACAAAAUAAUUUAUUUCAUAUUGGGUUCCAUAGAACCAAUUAUGGUAAAAACUCUUUUUUGGAGAGAUCUCUAGAUUUUUUGGAUCGGGAGGAGAGGCUAGAUGUUUUUAGCAAUUCAUAUGGGUCUUUUAAGGGUAGUUUAAUGAAAAUUUUGAAUACUUAGUAUUGUUCAAUUAAUAUGUUGUUUGAUGGGUAAACCAAGUGAGAAUUUGUGUUCCUAAUCUAUUAGUUAAUACAGAGAUAUUUUUUUUUGUUUAUUUACUUUAGAGCCUUUUUUUGAGUUAAGUACUUUAACUCUUAAUAGUUUAAGUACGGAUUAUUAAUUAUUGACAUAACUGUAUUUUAUAAUUUUUUUUUUGUAAUGGGGGUUUCCCGUUUAAUGAAUAAAAAAAAAAAAAAAAAAAAAAAAAAAAAAUUUAAGAAUUCUUAUUUUUUUUACAGUAGAUACGGGAAAUCACUUUUACCUGAACAUAUGAAAUUGAUAGUUACUUGAUGUCACAUAGCUAGAAAUAAGUACAAACAAGUUGAGGGAAAAAAUAUUGCACAGAAAAAAUUAUAUAACUAUUUUCUGGAUAUUAUAUAUAUAUUCAAAAAAUAAAAAUGAGUACAAAAUAGUUGCUAUUUUUACUUUUCAACAUGAGGUAAGUUGUCAUAAAAACUAUGGCAGUCUUUUGGUAUCACAGCCUUUAGUUGUUGAAGAUGAUCCCAUUUUUGUUUUUUUAUUUUUAUAGGCUGGUUUCUCAAUUGAGGGAACAAUAACAAAUCAUGUGCAGGUUUGCUAUGGUUUCUUCUUUCUGGAAGAUUCUGGAAUUCUUCUUUAAAAUCUAGUUUGAUUUGAAUGUUACCAUCUGACGUGUAUUUUAUUACUUUUAUGUCAUUUACCGUUGGAUCAUUGACUUUUUUGCCUGGUCUUAUGGAUGAAUAUUUCUGGUUUACAGAGUAAUCCUUUACAAAAUCAUAGGUGAUGUUUUUAACAAUGUAGGGAUUUUUUCGUCUCGCCUCUUGUGUUAUUCUAAUGUAGUCACUAGGUAAAAAAAUUGAUUUAUUCUUGAUAUUUCGUUCAAUUAGUGCAUGUACAGAAUCAGCUUCCAUUUGGGUAUGCCCCUUUUCUAGAAAUUUUUGGAAGAUUAGAGAGUUAUAUUUUUGUUGAUGCUUAAGCUUAAUAGAGCAUUCAACAAUACUGAAUUCUUGUUCUGAUAACAACAUCCGUCACUCCAUAUUAUGACAGAUUUUGAUACGUCUUGCAAAUUUAAAAUAUAGUCAACUAAACAGGAAGCGAAUGUAUCAGCAGUUAGGUCUGCUUCCAUUUCAGUGAACCAGUAAGAUAAACAAUGGUGUGUGUUUACAUCAAAAAUGGUAAAAUUGUGACACACAAGCUUUGUCUUAUAAUAUAAUGCAGAGGCAUUUAAAUAAGGACAGACUUUUACAGCUUGAACAUCUUGGGUCAAUACAAUAGCUUGACUUUGUUCUCCUGAUAGUUUGUCAUUGUUCUUUUCUUCUCUGGCUGAAUUCUUCUUAUCUAUGUGACACUGAUAAAUAUUCUCGUCAAUAUUUUUAGUUUCAAAGCUACAGCAGGUAUCACAUUUAUCCUUCUUGGGUUGUUGGAAUGAAAUGUUUUUCUCUUUAACAAUGGAGUCAAAUGUAUAUCUACAAAGUCGUUUUAUGCUGGGAUCUUUUUCUCUACAAUCCCUUGAGUAUUCCCUAUAAACUGAUGCCAUUGAAUCUCCAUAAAUUGGUUCGACAUACAAUUUAUUAGUCGAUUUCCUGCAAUAGUGGGAAGGAAGCUUCGGCAAUAAAUCCAAGAAAUCUAUGAGACAUUGCUUUGAGAGAUCAAUAUUUUUUGUUGUUGGUUCUUUUCUUUUCAUUUCACACCUAGAUGUAUUUAUAGCAUCUUGAGAUGGAUGCAUACCAGAUAAAGAUUGAGAUACCCAGUGAGAGACGGUCCAUUCUUUUAGGCCAAAGGUUGAUAAAAAUAACUUUUUACAUACUGAUAAAACUUGUCCAUCUAGAGAUUUUAUAUUGUAUUUUAAGCUACUUGAUCGUCUUGAUGUUUUUCCUGGGGUUUUUGUCGAUCUUGCAAUAUGAGAUUUGGUUACUAGAGUUGAAAUGUACACCUUUUUUUUGUCCCAGGUCAUAUUUGACCAAAAUUCUUGAAAUAGCUUCUGUCGGUCUUCUUCAGUAAUCGCAUUGCAUUUCCUAGUUUUUGAUUUUAAACAAAGUUUUAAUUCACACACCUUGGUCCGAUUUUUCUUUCUUGUCUUUCAGUUCCCCGUUUAGCUGGUGUAUUUUUUGGUCUACUCCAUCCUGCGUAAGCCUUUCCAUGUUGUCUUAACUUUUUAUUUUUGUUAUCAUUCCACUCUUCUUUUACUGAUAAGCGCUUUCUUUUAUUGCACUUUUCAUCAUCAUCUGAAUCUUCUGAGUCAUUCUGUUCUGAGCCAGAAAUAGGAACAUAUUUUUCAUCUUUAUCGUUGACACUAUUAGGUUCUUCAGAAUAAUGUGCCUCGUUUUCUAUCUCCAUGUCGGGAAACAGAUUAUUUUCAAACUGAUUGAGCCUUGGAAUAUAUUCUGUGCAUACCUCACCCAAAAGUGAACUAUCGUUUAACAAUAGAGUUGCGUUAUUAAUGGUUCUUCCCUCAAAUUGAAUAACAUCACGAGUUUCUUCUUUAUCAGAAAAUACGUCAGUUUCAGUUUGAGAUAGUACAACUAUUCUGCUGUUACAGGGCUCUUUGGUGUAAAUUCUGUUAUUUAUGUUCUCUUCCAGUUCAUCCAACCAUUCACAUUCGUCGAGAUUAAUGGACUGAUUAGAUGAUCUUUCUAGUGAAUCUACAUUAGUGGGGAUGGUUAUUUGAUCAUUAAUGGUUUUUAAAUUUUCUAAUAUUUUUUGGGUUCUUGACGAAUAAAUAUUUUGUCUAGAAGCCAUAUGUGCCAGCUUUUAUCUGCAACAAAACGAACACUUUUUUCAUGCUGCCCGCAUAAUAUUAAGUCACCGAUGCAAAAUAAACUUUUUAUCUACUUUCAUUUAGUAAUAUGAAUUUUACAGUUCUUUAAAUUGUUUUGUAAUUUGUACACAAUUAUGUUGCUGGUUUGCAUCGCCGACCAAAAAAGUUUUUGUGUGUUUUUUGUGGCAGUUUAUAAAUAAAGAACGUAUAAAAACAAACGUAAAAGCACUAUUUUAGCUACAAGUUGUAUAGAACACUAUUUAAAAACAAAACAAAAAACGACCCAGGCAAUCUAAAAACGCGUAUCUACAGUGUUUACUGCGAAAUUUGUUCGAAGUGAUACCACGUAUCUGCACUUAAUCAGAAUAAUCUACAUUAGUCAAACUUAAUCAAAAUAAAAACAAUAAAUAACAAUGCGAACGACUAAAAAACUACUUGCUAUGUAUUUUAAAACAAAAAAAAGUAAUUAUUUUGUGCAAGAUAUUUCUAGAAUCGUCUACUUACUGCUCAACCACCACACAAUACAAAACAAAGCACUGGAAUGCGGCACAUACGAGUCCUCACAAGUUUAAUAUUCGAUGCGCAGUUACUGGUUGUCACUGCACGUACACUUUCUCAAACCGCACUGAUUAUGUCGAUAGGAUAUAUCACCAGAAACACAGAUAUUUUUUUCUAAAAAUUUUGAUGGGUAUAUCUCAUUUUGUUAAAAAAAUGUAGAUACGAGGUAUCACCACAUAACCGUCGAUUUUUUGAUACAUGCACACCUGAUAACACCUGUUAUUUGUCAUUUUAAUUUGACAAGAGCAUUAAUUUUAAAAAGUUUACAGCUAAUAAUAUUAAUAAUGAUUUUGAAUUGUGUGGCCCUAGAUGACUUGAAGGCCAUUUUUAAAAAUAAUUAUUUAUUGAUGAAGAUCGUUAUUUGGAACCUAGGAUAUAUAUUUUUUGUGAUACAGCAAUUUGGCUUAAUAUACCUUAUUAUAUCUGCAUUAUUUUUGAUCUACUUGAGCACUAGUACCAAGCCAAAGAAGGAAAAUGAGCUUAGUGCAUAUUCAGUUUUUAACAAGAAUUGUGCAACCUUAAAAAGCUUACAGGACCUGGUAAACAUUCAUGAUGGAGAUAUUUGUAAAAAUUGUAAAAUGAAGUAUCAGUGAGCGAAAUUAUUUUUUAUGUUAUGUUCUUUUUAUCAAUAUAAAGUUUUAUUGUU
Molecule: messenger RNA, 6636 nt
Organism: Anthonomus grandis grandis
Lineage: Eukaryota; Metazoa; Arthropoda; Insecta; Coleoptera; Curculionidae
Gene: Saysd1
Exons: 2
Coding region: 79-588 (169 amino acids)
Source: RefSeq, a predicted model, not a curated record